Molecule: messenger RNA, 1077 nt
Organism: Candidula unifasciata
Lineage: Eukaryota; Metazoa; Mollusca; Gastropoda; Stylommatophora; Geomitridae
Source: the annotation of a GenBank genome assembly
AUGGCAGACGCCGAAGAACCUGAAAACGUGGAAACCACUCCAGCCAACGAUGUGGUUGUCACUAAAUAUAAAAUGGCCGGAGAUAUGGUUAAUGGCAUAUUGAAAGAAUUGAUUUCUAAAUGUAAAGAAGGAGUCACAGCUUUGGAGCUUUGUGAAUAUGGGGAUAACCGCCUUAAUGAGGAAACAUCAAAAGUCUUCAAGAAAGAUAAGGAAAUGAAGAAAGGUAUUGCAUUUCCAACCUGUGUGUCCGUCAACAACUGCAUUUGCCAUUUUUCACCCCUCAAGUCAGACCCCGAGGUUGUUCUGAAAGAUGGAGAUGUUGUUAAAAUUGACCUGGGGGCCCAUGUUGACGGUUAUAUUGCUGUUGUAGCCCACACAACUGUUGUUGGAGCAACAAAGGACAACCCAAUUACAGGAAGGAGAGCUGAUGUGGUGGUGGCAGCCCAGAAAGCCCUUGAGGUGGCGCUGCGGCUUGUGAAGCCUGGAAAUACUAACUACGCAGUGACAGAUGGUAUUCAGAAGGUCACAGAGGACUUCAAAUGCAAGCCGAUUGAGGGCAUGUUGUCACACCAACUGAAGAGGCAUAUCAUUGAUGGGGAAAAGGCUUUUAUACAGAACCCUUCUGAGGCUCAGAGGAAAGAACAUGAAUCGUGUGAGUUUGAGGUCCAUGAAGUAUAUGCUAUAGAUAUACUUGUCAGUUCUGGGGACGGUAAGGGUAGAGAGCUGGACACACGGACAACAGUCUACAAGAAGAAAGACAUCGUUUAUCAGCUGAAGAUGAAAGCAUCCAGACAAUUUUUGAGUGAAACAGACAAGAAAUUUUCACUGAUGCCUUUUACACUACGGGCGUUUGAGGACGAGAAGAAAGCAAAAAUGGGAGUUUUGGAAUGUGUCAAACACGACCUUAUGCAGCCUUUCAAUGUUCUUUAUGAGAGGGAGGGAGAGUUUGUAGCCCAGUACAAGCAGACGGUCAUCCUAAUGCCUAAUGGGCCGUUGAAGAUCACUGGUCUACCUCUGGAGGAAGAUAUUUACAAGACUGAGCUGUCUGUUACCAACCCUAACUCUGUGAUUGCUUGA